Molecule: messenger RNA, 1555 nt
Organism: Manduca sexta (tobacco hornworm)
Lineage: Eukaryota; Metazoa; Arthropoda; Insecta; Lepidoptera; Sphingidae
Exons: 5
Coding region: 625-1455 (276 amino acids)
Biological process (GO): mitotic cell cycle phase transition; regulation of cyclin-dependent protein serine/threonine kinase activity
Cellular component (GO): cytoplasm; cyclin-dependent protein kinase holoenzyme complex; nucleus
Molecular function (GO): cyclin-dependent protein serine/threonine kinase regulator activity
Source: RefSeq, a predicted model, not a curated record
AAGAUUCAAAAUGGAAGCCAACAAAGAAAAUUUUAGAUUGAAACCAAAACUAGAAUCCCAUUACCGCAACAACCGCUACCAGCUUUACCGAAACAUUUGUUAAAAGAAAAUAAAGGAAAAACAAAUGAGGUUAAAAGGAAACCAUUAAAAACCAUUCAAUCUGAUAAUAUAAAAGCGGGACCAAGCAAAGAUAUCACUACAAAAGUUAAAAAGCAAAAAUAUUUUACGCUCGACACAAGGUACGUCACAAUAAGACAAAGUAGGGAUGAUUUAGAUUGGGAUUAUAGUGUUUUUACGGAAAACGGGAACAAUAGUAUCAUUUCUAUAAGUGACGAAGAAAUUGACGGAAAAAAAUCUACUUACUUCGCCGAUAAUACGCAACGAAACUGUCUCGGCGAAUCGAAAAUUGCUGUUACACCUACGGUCAGAGCUGAUACCUUAGAACCAAAUCGUAUAAGGAACAUAAAGCGUAGUUUAAAAAGGCCUCACAGCAGGGAGCUGCAAGGAUUGUCGCCAUUGGCUAAACAAGAGAAAAAAGCUGAAGAAAGAGCGAAACGUCGGUUGUAUUUUACCGAACGGAUACAAGAUAGGCUACAAUCACCUGACUAUUUAAAGAGGUCGUAUAUGGAAUGUCUAACUCGGGAUUACUCCGCUGAAAUGUUUAGCUAUCUACUAGUGGUUGAAGCAAAACCGCUGGGCCUCCCACGGAUUUCCAACAUCACCCGUGCUUGUGUAGUCAACUGGUUAAUGAAUUUUAAUGGUGCAGACGGUAAUCCAGCAGUAAUUCAGUCAGCAUGUUGGUUCUUCGAUUCCGUGGUGGGCACUGGACAUGUCCAGUUCGAUAAGAUACAGCUGGUCGCAGCGGCUUGUUACUGGAUUGCGCAGAAGUUGCACGGGCCAGUAAUGCCAGCUACUAAACUGGUUAUUUAUUCUGAAUACGCUUUCACUGCUGAAAGGUUGCUAGCCGCUGAGAAAGCUGUGCUUGAAAAGUUGAAAUUCCCAACACAACCAGUAGUGGCGCAAGACUUCAUCAACUAUCUAGCAUGGUGGUGCGACAGAGAUCGGCCUGGUGAAAUCGAGGUGGCUGCGACCUUCCUCUACAUGUCAGGGUUGAUGGUUGACAAGGAUCUGUGCGAAGAAUUUCCGUCAGUCAUAGCUGCUGCAUCAGUCAGGAAUGCUGUGCUGUUGCUAAGGAAAAAGGAUUUGGUGACACACCUACAAAUGUGUCCAGUGUAUAAAUCGGCCGAGUGCACAGCUGUCAAUAUUCUAUACACGUGCUCGGUGCUUCGUAGAGCUGUCAGGACCGUCGCAGCCCCGAUAUUUGAGUACAAAGUGCCCUACGAACAUUACGGGAUACCUCCGAGUUACAUCGCCCAAAGAAUUGUAAACGCAGCGAACGAGCUGUCUGUUAUGGAUACUAGGAUUAUAAAGAGAGAUCAAGCUAACAUAUUUUAACGUACGACAUAUAUGGUGUAGGGUUAAUGUGACAAUUUUGUUUGGAAUUUGUAUGAAUAUGUGAAGGCGUAGCAAAUUAUAAUAAACGGUUAAUAACAAA